AUGCUGUCAUGUUUUGGCUUGGGCAAGGUGCGUAACGAGGAUGUGGAAGCCGGCGAGCGCGAGCCUCUGUUGCCCCAAUACGACGACGAGACUUCACGUCAGAGUCGACUUCGGGAGAAGCUCCAUACGUAUCAAAUGCUGCGCGCCAUCUCGCAAGGAUACAUGCCCUCGAAUGAGCAAAUCAUCGUCCAUCUCCGAAGUUUGCUCUCCGCCGACAUCCUCCAUCCGGCGGAGGCGAACCUGAGCACGGCUGGGCGUGCUCUCAUCCGGUGCACAAAGAUCUGGCUCGACCAGUUCAUCCAACUGUUGCAGCAUAAAAACUCCCAAGACCAGGUCCAGGACUUCCUGUGGUAUCUCGCCAAGGCAAGAUUGGAUGCCGACCUCUCGGAUAUCGGAGGGCGAGCCGCUGCCUCCAAAGCCAAAGCCAACGUCUCCGCUGCCAUUGCCAGCCUCCAGACGAUAGCCUCUCUGCUGCUUUCCAACGGCGAAUUUCGCCUUUUCAUGGCCGACUUGACCACGGUCGGCAGAGAGGUUUUUCGGGAUACCGCCUUCACCCUCGCCGACGUGUCGAGACGAGCAGCCAAGGCAACGGAACCGCCGGUGCGGGCAGUCGAAGCCGUCAAAGGUGCCGAGAACGGGGACGCUCAGGCUGCCACGUCCAAGCAAGAACUCGAGGAACAAGUGGGAGAGGUCGCCACCUUGGUCGCAAACGGCGCCGUCGAGGUUGCCGAGGAGGCGGGCCACAGCGUGUCGGAGCGAUUAGGCGGCGAUGAAGGCAAGGCGAUCGUCCGUCGCAUGAAGCAAGUCAUCCUGAAGCUCGUCAAGCGAAAGGACUAUCGCGAUUCUGCAUCGAUGCUAUCGAUGCUUCUUCAGCGCUACGUCGCCAUCUAUGCACAGAUUGCCUCGGAUACCGUCCAGGCGAUGGAGGACACCAUAGGGUCAAACGAAGAAGUCGACGAAGCCGGCCGCAACUUUUGGAUUUUCAUCACCUCGUUCGGAGACGCCGAGAGCUGGGCACUAGUUGAAGCGUCCUUCAAAGAGCUUGUCGAAGCAGGCAAGACUGAUGGAGACUUGAUCAAUCUCGUGCAGGAGCUUUGGAGCCACUUCCAAAGGAUGCUCCUCGACCCCGAGUUCUUUGAAGAGACGGACAAGUGGUUCAAGGACCUGCGCGAAUCGUCGUCGCGCGUCUCGUCCGCUUCAUCCAUCUCCGAAUGCGUGGACAGGCUCCUGGCGAAGCUCGCAGCGGCGCUGCAUUCCGUCGCCAAGGAUGAGGAUCUCGCACGCCUGCUUUCCACAUCGCGACGACUUGCCGGAAUUCUCUCACCAAGUGGACAUUGGGCGAGCAGCGAUCUUGUCGAGGACUCGAUCAACACGUUCGUACCACUGCUGAUCCAGGCGAUCCAGUACCUGCCCAUUCCACGCAUCGAGAUCUCCACGCCGGCAUUCGACCUCUUGGUGGAAAAUCUUGUCCUGGAGCCGGGCCGAACAGUCAAUCGCAGCUCUUUCUUCCCCUACAAGCUUCGGGUGUCGACUCGGAACGAUUUCGAGGUGCGCAAGGCACACGUCCGGACGACAUCCUCCUUGAGCUCGUUCUUGCAGGUGAAGGUGGAGGGGUUAUCGUUGGCUGCCGAAGACGUGGGAUACUGGAUGAGGCUUCACUCGUGGGCGCUCGGAAUCGUCGACAGCGGCUUGGCGAGCUUCCACCUGGACGAGCGUGGCAUCGACGUGACGCUGGACGUGGAGAUUGGACGGGAUCGCAUGGAAGAAAUGGUGUCGCUGCGAGGCGUCGACGUACGCGUGCACCACCUCGACUACACGCUGCGCAGGUCCAGGUUCUCCUGCGUCGCCUGGCUUCUGAAGCCGAUCAUGCGACGGCUUGUGAGGAAGGCGGUGGAAGUCAAGAUUGCCACGUCGAUAGACACGACGCUACGGACGCUGAACAGAGAGCUGCUCUUUGCCCGCGAGCGGCUUCGGGCGACGCGGAUCGCCGGACCUAGCGACCUCUGGACCUUUAUCCGGGCCGUCGCGACCCGCCUCGCACCCGCGCCCGAGCCGGAUGUCGAGGCGAGGGUGGGCGUGCGGCCCGGCGGCGGCGUCUUCCAGGGCCGGUACGCACCGGGCAGCCUGGUCAAGAUGUGGGAGGACGAAGGGUGUAUUGCAUCGCAGAAGGUGUUUGAGUAUCAAAAGGGCGGGUGGCGCAAUGAGAUAUUCGGUCUACGGACCAGACCGGCGAGCGACCGUGGCGGCUACCGGGGGUUACGCGAGCCUACCAUGGGCACGGGAAUCGGCACAGGUCAGCCGGCGGCCGCGCCCGUGUCGGUGGCGUCUGGAUAG
Drechmeria coniospora is the source of this 2334-nucleotide messenger RNA. RefSeq names its product bactericidal permeability-increasing protein. Gene Ontology annotation, molecular function: lipid binding. The record is from RefSeq and is a predicted model, not a curated record. Lineage: Eukaryota; Fungi; Ascomycota; Sordariomycetes; Hypocreales; Ophiocordycipitaceae. The transcript has a single exon. Bases 1 to 2334 code for a protein of 777 amino acids.